This is a messenger RNA of Neltuma alba, 2029 nucleotides long. RefSeq names its product flap endonuclease GEN-like 2. NCBI's taxonomy places the organism in Eukaryota, Viridiplantae, Streptophyta, Magnoliopsida, Fabales, Fabaceae. Bases 74 to 1912 code for a protein of 612 amino acids. The record is from RefSeq and is a predicted model, not a curated record. Gene Ontology annotation, molecular function: DNA binding; 5'-flap endonuclease activity. The transcript is spliced from 14 exons.
UUCAUUUCUAUCGGUCCAUCCUCUCAUAGAUAGUCUUACAACGUCUGGCUCUCUCUCUCACUCGCUUUUCCUCAUGGGUGUGAAGCAUUUGUGGGAUAUACUCGAAUCCUGCAAGAAAACAGUUCCACUUCACCAUCUCCAGAACAAGAGGAUAUGCAUUGAUCUCUCAUGUUGGAUAGUUCAACUUCAGAAUGUGGGCAAAUCAAUCUCAUGUGUGAAGGAGAAAGUCCACCUCAGGGGUCUCUUCCACCGCAUUAGAGCGCUCAUUGCUUUGAAUUGUAGCCUAAUUUUCGUUACAGAUGGAUCAAUUCCUGCUAUUAAAUUAUCAACUUAUAGGCAACGAUUAAACUCUGGAAAAGAUGUAACACAAAAUGGAAGCAACUUACAGAAAAUGUCUUCUUUACCGAGGAACAGGGGAUCUGAGUUUUCAUGCAUGAUAAAAGAGGCUCGCAUCUUGGGAAUGGCCCUCGGCAUUCCUUGUUUGAAUGGGAUUGAAGAAGGUGAAGCUCAAUGUGCUUUGUUGAACUCCGAAUUAUUGUGUGAUGGAUGUUUCAGUUCAGAUUCAGAUAUAUUUCUUUUUGGUGCAAGGACAGUGUAUAGGGAUAUCUGCCUUGGAGAUGGGGGGUAUGUUGUUUGCUAUGAGAUGGAAGACAUUGAAAGAAAACUUGGAUUUGGAAGGGAUUCAUUGAUUGCUCUUGCCUUACUUCUUGGAAGUGAUUAUAAUCAAGGAGUCUAUGGUCUAGGUCCGGAGUCAGCUUGUCAGAUAGUUAGAUCUAUUGGUGACAAACAUGUGCUCCAAAAAUUUGCUUCUGAAGGAAUUGAAUGUCUGAAAAGACUGAAAGGUGCAAAGAAGCAGGGACAAGUCUUGAAGGACAACAACAAAGAAAAUAUGUUGGACCAUGAUAUGGCAUUGAGUCAUGCUUGUCAGGUUCAAAUCUCUGUUUCUAUCUUUUUUGUACACGCAGGAGGCGGGAACAAUUCGCAGAGAGAUUAUAACUUCUUGCAAGUUAUCAAUGCUUAUGUAAAGCCGAAAUGCCACCCUGUGGAUUCUGAUAUUGUGAUGAGGGUUCUUGCUCAGUAUCCAUUUCAACGUAGUAAACUCCAGCAGAUAUGUGCUGAAUUCUUUCAGUGGCCUCCGGAGAAAACAGAUGAGUAUGUCCUUCCAAAGAUAGCUGAAAGGGAUUUACGGCGAUUUGCCAAUAUGCGCUUAACGUCAUCAGAAGUAGGACUGAAUCUUCCUUUGAAUGAGAUCCCUGUAAAGUGUCCGGUCUCGGAAAUCAUUAAGUGCCGAAAAGUUCAAGGAAGAGAAUGCUAUGAGGUGUCAUGGAAUGAAAUGGAUGGACUUGGAACUUCAAUAAUACCGGCAGAUCUUUUAAAAAGUGCUUGUCCUGAGAAGAUUUUGGAGUUUGACGAGAAAAAAGGUCUGCUUAAGAAACAAAAUGCUCAAAAAAGAAGACCAAAGAAAACUGAAACUGCAUCUUCUAUGGCUGAACUUGACCUGCAACUUACGAAUCUAUCACUGAAUAUCGAGCUGGGAGACCACGCCAAUCACAAUGCCUCCGAUUCAUCAGAACAGGUCUUUCAAGAUGCAUCUGCCGUGGAUGAAGCUUAUCUGAAUAACAGAGACUUGUCAAGUUCAUCACUUGAUGAACAGAUCGAAUGGAAUCAAAAUGUGAGAAACACAUCUGACGGUCAGCAGAGUGAUUCCGUGGCUAAAAAUGAGGUCAUUGAUUUACUGAGUCCUUCUCCAACUAAGCAGUUGUAUGCUUCCUCCAAGUGUCAACAAUUUAUUGGUGAACACGUUGAGGUUAUAAAUUUGAGUGAAUCAGAGAGUGACACGUCACCUGAACAUAAGAGGAAAGCAAAGGAGCUGAGAAUGUUCUUAGCGGGAAUUAAGAAUGACCUCCAUUGAACUGCCACAUCUGUAACAUGGUGUAAGUUUCAGUGCGUUCUUGGUGUAAUUAAAAUUGGAAAAAAAAAAAGAAGCAGCAGCCAUUGUAAUUUGAAGAGCUUGAUUAGUUUGCUGGAA